Messenger RNA from Anopheles gambiae (African malaria mosquito), 876 nucleotides. RefSeq names its product trypsin beta. Gene Ontology annotation, molecular function: serine-type endopeptidase activity. Lineage: Eukaryota; Metazoa; Arthropoda; Insecta; Diptera; Culicidae. Gene Ontology annotation, biological process: proteolysis. Bases 1 to 834 code for a protein of 277 amino acids. The record is from RefSeq and is a predicted model, not a curated record. The transcript is spliced from 3 exons.
AUGAAACAAGUAAUCAGUCUAGUUCUAUUUGGAUUGUUUUGCGGCAACGCAGUGGUGACCAACGCUAACGUUCAGAACACAAAGGAAGGGCCCUCCCAUUCUGGCCGUAUUGUCAAUGGCAUCCCAGUGAAUAUUUCAAAUUAUAAGUAUGCACUGAGCAUGCGACUUAACGGUGAAUUCAGAUGUGGAGCUUCCAUCAUCACUUGUUCACAUGCCUUGUCUGCUGCUCAUUGUGUGUAUAAUCUUACGGGCCCUAGAAUAGAACUAACUUUGUAUGGAGGAAGCACAUCUGCUUCUUCUGGUGGUGUUGAAUUUCCCGUUGUCGGCGGAGAAAUUCAUCCAUAUUAUAAACCGAAUUCUAAAUCGAAUACAUCGGAUUACGAUGUAGCUAUCCUAAAUGUCCCUGCAAAUUCCUUCAGCGGAAGGCCAAACAUGGCUCCAUUAGCGCUACAAACUAAAGAACUGCCGGUUGGUACAAGGUGCUUUGUGGUUGGAUGGGGCCGGACAGGGGAAAACCAACCAGUGUCUACCAAUCAAUUGCUCUACGCCAACAUGAACAUUGUGUCGCAGAGCAGUUGUGCUUCAAUGUGGGCUAAUUUCGAGAAGCUGUGUGCAGAAUGCAAGCAGUCUAUUACCUCCAACAUGGUUUGUGCCCAGUACUACAACGGUAUGGACACGUGCAGGGGUGACAGCGGCGGUGCAUUGGUGUGUGGAGGUAGAUUGACCGGAGUUGUGUCGUUUGGUCCUUAUUGUACAGGUGUAUGGCCAUCAGUAUUUGCUAAGGUAACUGCACCUAGCAUGCGAAGCUUUAUUCAGCUAUACACUGGAAUUUAGAUACUGGAAAUGUUGCAAAGCAGUAAUAAAAAGAUGUGUAAU